AAUUUAAUAAAUUUACCUUUUUUAUUUUAUAUUUUUUUUUGUUUUACAACUGAUUCUUAUCUGCGAAAAAAAAAAAAAUUAAGACAUAUAUAAAUAUAAGCAUGUUAUUUCCAAAGUCCUCCAAUUUUUUAUUCUCCAAGUCUAUUAAUCCAAUAGCACGUUCACAAAGUUUAUUUAGUAGACCUCAUUCACUUUAUAGACUAAAACUACAUACUCAAGUACCUAAAAAUACUGCUGCUAUUAUGCCUACAGUUGAAGAAACCUUUGUUCCCCCUAAAACUUUCAAUAAAGCUAAAUUAGUUGACUUUGCUUGUUCCUCAUAUUAUAACAAUGGUACUGCAUUACCAUUGCAUUUGCGUGAGCAAUUGAAUAUGAGAGGACAAACCCCUUCAAUUGUUGAAAGCUUUCAAAAGCAAGCAGAUAGAGCUUUAAAGACAUUACGUUCAAAGCAUAGUCCAUUAGAAAAAUAUACUUUUAUGGCACAAUUACGUAACAAUAAUACACGUUUAUUUUAUAAGCUCGUUAAUGACCAUAUUGAGGAAUUUGCCCCUAUUAUUUAUACACCAACAGUUGGAGAAGCAUGUCUUCAAUAUUCAUCUAUUUAUCCUUUCUUAACUCCACCAGGUACACCCGAUGGACUUUAUCUUACACUGAAUGAUCUUCCUCAUAUGGAUGAAAUUCUUCAAGCUUAUAAACAACGCACAGGAGAGACACCAGACAUUACAGUGAUAACAGAUGGUUCACGUAUUUUAGGUUUAGGUGAUCUUGGUAUAAAUGGUAUGCCUAUUAGUAUGGGUAAACUUCAACUUUAUGUAGCAGGAGCAGGUAUUGAUCCUCGCAAGACACUCCCUAUCGUUCUUGACUUUGGUACAAAUAAUGAAAGUAAUUUACAAAACGAGUUUUAUUUGGGUGUCCGUCAAAAGCGUCCUGAAGAUCCUGAAUUCUAUGCUGCUGUCGAUCAAGUUCUUAAAUCCUUAGUACGCAACUUCCCCAAUUUACUUGUUCAAUUCGAGGACUUCUCUACUGAACAUGCCUUUGGACUCCUCAAGAAUUAUCAAAACAAGCUUCUCUGUUUCAAUGAUGAUAUUCAAGGUACAGGUGCUGUCAUCCUUUCCGGUCUUAUCAAUGCCUUUAGAAAGGUUGAAUCUGAAUCCAAGGUUCCAUUAAAUCAACAUCGUAUUGUCUUUUAUGGUGCAGGAUCAGCAGCCAUUGGUGUUGCUCAGCAGAUUCAAGAGUACUUGGAGAGUGAAUACAACUUGAGUGAGGAAGAGGCAAGAAAUAUGUUUUACAUUUGUGAUUCCAAGGGUUUAGUAACAGCUGAUCGUGGAGAUAAACUUCCGGAACACAAAGUCUAUUAUGCAAGACGAGAUAACAAUGGAUUACAAUUAAAGAACCUUGAGGAUAUUGUGGAUUACAUCAAGCCUACAACCUUGAUUGGUCUUUCAUCAUGUCCAGGUGCCUUUAAUAAGGAUGUUCUCAAGCGUAUGUCUACCAUCAAUAAACAACCUAUCGUUUUCCCUCUCUCUAAUCCAGCUACUAAAGCUGAAUGUACCUUUGAGGAUGCUAUGAAGGCCACCAACAACAAUGUUAUCUUUGCCUCCGGAACUGCAUUCCCUGCUUAUCUUGUACCCGAAACAAACCAAACACGUUAUCCAGGUCAAGGUAAUAACAUGUAUAUGUUCCCUGGUUUAGGUCUUGGUGCUAUCCUCGGACGUCCCGAAUCUAUUACAAAUCGUCUCAUCUUACGUGCCUCUAAGGCUCUUGCUGACUCAUUGACGGAUGAGGAACGUGCAAAGGGUUUAUUAUAUCCCGAGUUAUCUCGUAUUCGUGAUAUCUCCGCUGUUGUAGCUUCCUCUGUCAUUGAACAAGCUGUCAAGGAUAAAAUUGCUACCUCUGAUGAUGUCAACUCUCUUCAUCCUGAUGAAUACCUUAAUUUUGUAAAGAGCCGUAUGUGGUCUCCUAACUAUGAUGAUAUUGAAUAAAUAAAAUAUUAAUAUAUAUAUAUAUAUAUGCAUAUGGAGAGCAUGGAGAAGGUUUUGUUUUAUUUUAAUAAUAUAGCAAUAUACAC
This is a messenger RNA of Cokeromyces recurvatus, 2068 nucleotides long. RefSeq lists its product as uncharacterized. NCBI's taxonomy places the organism in Eukaryota, Fungi, Mucoromycota, Mucoromycetes, Mucorales, Mucoraceae. Gene Ontology annotation, biological process: malate metabolic process; pyruvate metabolic process. The coding region runs from base 102 to 1982 and encodes 626 amino acids. The record is from RefSeq and is a predicted model, not a curated record. The transcript is spliced from 4 exons. Gene Ontology annotation, cellular component: mitochondrion. Gene Ontology annotation, molecular function: malate dehydrogenase (decarboxylating) (NAD+) activity; NAD binding.